GGGAAGUGGAUGUUUGUUGAUUUCUAUGGCCGGGAGAAAUCAAAAGUUGCUAUAAGUCUAAAUAGAUAAAAAUUCUUUAUUUAUAAUUUGUUAUUAACAUUCUAUACGUGUAAAUUUUAUAAAUGGCGAUUUCAUUACUGUGUUACAUAAAAAUUUAAUAAAUCAUUUUAUUCAAUUAGAAUCACAUCAAGUUACUGUAAAUAAAUGAAUGAAUUCCUUAAUAAUUCAGUAUGUGAUAAGUUCAAACGUUAAAUUCUCAAUCUUCAGAUAAUGUUUGAACUGUUUAUUAGUAUUGAAGGCCAUUUUUAAUUUUCCAGUUUAUUUUCUUGCCAAUAAUAAUAAUAUGUUUUGGUUUAGAUGUUUAAAUAAUCCUGUUGAAAACUCUGCUUCAUAUUUUAUGAGGAAUUCAUAUUUUUUGCAUAAAAGUACUGUUGCAACUUUUCCAGCAGUAAAUCGUGUGAAUGGAUUUCAUUCAUGUAUUAAUUAUGAAAAUACAAGAUGUAGAAUGAAUGUAAUUUGCAGUUACACUCAGUAUCGGAAAUUUUCUAUGGCACCUCUCGUUACGUCUGUUGCGACUUCAAAACCGGUGGAAAUGGCACAGGAACUAUUGGAGUGGAUACAUUUGCACUCCGGAAUGCCGUGGUGGAUGACUUUACUUUCUACGACUGUUACUCUUAGACUCGUGUUGUUUCCGUUAGUUGUUUAUCAGCAAUAUAUUUUAGCCAGAUAUGAAAAUUUAUUACCAGAAAUUAAAAAUCUUUCUGUAGCACUAAAGAAGGAAGUAGAUCUAGCAGUAAAGAUGUUUAAAUGGGAUGAAAAAGUUGCCAAAAUACAAUUUAAGAAAAAUCUCAGGAGACAUAUUGAUUCACUUAUUGUACGAGAUAACUGUCAUCCAUUUAAAUCUAUCAUAGUUGUCGGACUGCAGUUGCCAACAUGGAUAUCUUUAUCCUUUGCGUUGAGAAACAUGGUAAAUUUCAUGCCUUAUGGAAAUCAAGUUCCUACAUUUGAUAUGACAUAUUUGGAGAUGACUGUGGGUGGCACACUUUGGUUUCCAAAUCUAACUAUACCAGAUCAACUUUUGAUUAUUCCAGUAUUAUUAGGAAUUGUCAAUUUGACAAUAACAGAGGUUCAUACUUUAAGAAAAUUUAGACGGAAUACAAAGUUGCAAAAGCUGACAACAAAUCUUUUUCGUUGUUUUAGUAUCAUAUUAAUCCCUAUUGCCAUAACUAUGCCUUCUUGUAUCACAUUAUACUGGCUUCAGUCAAGCUUGUUUGGUUUGGCACAAAACUUGUUUUUGCAAGUUCCCAGAGUACGUCGCAUGUUUAGAAUACCUCGGACUCCGAGCGAAAGUCAAACUCCUUUUCAAGAUAUGGCAGAAGAAUUAAAAAAUAAGUUUAAAUUUAUAAAUUAAGAACAAGGAUAUUUAUGUUGUUAUUAACGUAAAUAUUUUAAUAAAAUGUUAUUUAUAAUUUUUAUUGUUAUUAAGAAAUGUAUUUAGUCAAAUUACAUGUCCCAGAUUGAAAUUGAACCAAACAAUUCAUAAAUUAUAUUAAAUUAAUUUACUUCAAUAUAAAGUCAAUUUCCAUACAAAUAAAUAAUUACAAAUUGUAUUUUCAUAGUUACAAAUCCGCAUA
Molecule: messenger RNA, 1634 nt
Organism: Centruroides sculpturatus (bark scorpion)
Lineage: Eukaryota; Metazoa; Arthropoda; Arachnida; Scorpiones; Buthidae
Product: mitochondrial inner membrane protein COX18-like
Exons: 5
Coding region: 344-1411 (355 amino acids)
Biological process (GO): protein insertion into mitochondrial inner membrane from matrix; mitochondrial respiratory chain complex IV assembly
Cellular component (GO): mitochondrial inner membrane
Molecular function (GO): membrane insertase activity
Source: RefSeq, a predicted model, not a curated record